GGGAGGGUAGCGGAGCCGGCGCCGCCGCCAUGUUGGGUCUGAGGCGGCUGCUGUAGGCGCCGACGGAGCGAGCGGACGUGCGGAGCAGCGACAGCGGCGUGGGAUCUGCCUCUCUGCGAGCGGCCCGGAGCGGCGGCGGCGGCGCCAUGAGCGGGGGCACCCCUUACAUCGGCAGCAAGAUCAGCCUUAUCUCCAAGGCGGAGAUCCGCUACGAGGGCAUCCUCUACACCAUCGACACCGAGAACUCCACCGUAGCCCUCGCCAAAGUUCGGUCCUUUGGUACAGAAGACAGGCCAACAGAUCGUCCCAUACCACCUCGAGAUGAAGUCUUUGAAUACAUCAUAUUCCGUGGAAGUGAUAUUAAAGACCUCACGGUUUGUGAGCCGCCCAAACCACAAUGUUCUUUGCCUCAGGACCCAGCUAUCGUUCAGUCUUCACUAGGCUCAUCUACUUCCUCAUUCCAGUCAGUGGGUUCCUAUGGACCUUUUGGCAGGAUGCCGGCAUACAGUCAGUUCAGUCCAAGUUCAUUAGUCGGGCAGCAGUUUGGUGCUGUUGGUGUUGCUGGAAGCUCCUUGACAUCCUUUGGAACAGAAACAUCAAAUAGCGGUACCCUGUCCCAAAGUAGUGCAGUUGGUUCUGCCUUUACACAGGACACCAGAUCUCUAAAAACACAGUUAUCUCAAGGUCGUUCAAGUCCUCAGUUAGACCCUUUGAGAAAAAGCCCAACCAUGGAACAAGCAGUGCAGACCGCCUCGGCCCACUUACCUACUCCGGCACCUGUUGGGAGAAGGAGCCCUGUAUCAACCAGGCCUUUACCAUCUACCAGCCAAAAAGCAAUAGAGAAUCAAGAGCACAGGCGAGCUGAAGUGCACAAAGUUUCAAGACCAGAAAAUGAGCAACUCAGAAAUGAUAGCAAGAGACAAAUAGUUCCAGGUGCUCCUUCAGCUUCAAGGAGAGGGCGUGGGGGUCAUCGAGGUGGCAGGGGAAGAUUUGGUAUUCGACGAGAUGGUCCAAUGAAAUUUGAGAAAGACUUUGACUUUGAAAGUGCAAAUGCACAAUUUAACAAGGAGGAAAUUGACAGAGAGUUUCAUAAUAAACUUAAAUUGAAAGAAGAUAAACUGGAGAAACAGGAGAAACCUGUAAAUGGUGAAGAUAAAGGAGACUCAGGAGUUGAUACCCAAAACAGUGAAGGAAAUGCAGAUGAAGAAGAUCCACUUGGACCCAAUUGCUAUUAUGACAAAACUAAAUCCUUCUUUGAUAAUAUUUCUUGUGAUGAUAAUAGAGAACGGAGACCAACCUGGGCUGAAGAAAGAAGAUUAAAUGCCGAAACAUUUGGAAUCCCACUUCGUCCAAACCGUGGCCGUGGAGGGUACAGAGGCAGAGGAGGUCUUGGGUUCCGUGGUGGCCGAGGGCGUGGUGGUGGCAGAGGUGGUACGUUCACCACCCCCCGAGGAUUUCGUGGUGGAUUCAGAGGAGGUCGUGGGGGCAGGGAGUUUGCAGAUUUUGAAUAUAGGGCAUGUCAGCUACCUGUUGAAGAACCUAUGACAACUCCUUGUUGAAGACCACUUUGAGUCAGCUUGGUUUGAGAAAAAAAAGACAACAAAGUUGCUGCAUAGUCUACAAACAAGUCUUUGAAAAUAGGUGAAUUUCUAGCUCUUCAUGGUCCUGAGAAUUGGUUUUAGUCUUUGCGAAGAAUGAAGAAGUGGAUUUGCUGUAUAUUUGUCACCAGCACUGGGUUUUUGUUUGUUUGUUUGUUUGUUUUUCUGCUUAAUUUCAAGGAUACAAUGCAGUUACUUUUGGGGGGGUGGGGAGGCUCAUCUUAAAAAAUGAGCAUUAAAUAUAUUUGGAAUAGCAGAAGGUUAAGUAAUUUCUUAUGUAUAGUUAAGCAGUACUUCAAUGGGACUUAUAAGUAUUUUUUCAUCACUGAAAAGAUUUUUCUUAUCACUAAAUUUUAUUUGGCAAUUAUUGCAAGUUGCCUGCAGAUAGGGCCGUGAUACUGUGUUUUCAGCCACAGAAGGUUGUGUGUGUGUGUGUGUGUGUGUGUGUGUGUGUCUAUAUCUAUAUCUUUCUCUCUUUCUUUCUUUUUGGAAAUCCUGUAAUAUCCCUUUUGAGGUAGCUUAUUUCGUCAAUUAAUUAGGGUGCUGGAUGGUAGAGAAUUUUGUCAGUCAACUAUGUACACACAGUAAAUACUGUUUCUUAGGCAAAGGUAACUUUUUUAUAUAGUUGUAAAAUUCCAUUAUAUUCCAUUGCCAAAGAAACAUUAAGAACUUUGUAUAGCUGUAUAAAAAGCAACUAAUUUUUUAAAGAAUAAACAUUUUAAAGUCAG
This is a messenger RNA of Diceros bicornis minor, 2326 nucleotides long. It is a transcript of the gene LSM14A, whose product is annotated as LSM14A mRNA processing body assembly factor. Gene Ontology annotation, molecular function: mRNA binding. NCBI's taxonomy places the organism in Eukaryota, Metazoa, Chordata, Mammalia, Perissodactyla, Rhinocerotidae. The record is from RefSeq and is a predicted model, not a curated record. Gene Ontology annotation, cellular component: P-body. The transcript has 11 exons. Bases 147 to 1559 code for a protein of 470 amino acids. Gene Ontology annotation, biological process: P-body assembly; cytoplasmic stress granule assembly.